CCAAGCCCUGCUCGGUUCAAGAACAAGAUGGCAGCCGACAAUGAUGAGGGGACGGGAAAGCACCGCAAAGAGCUCAGACACAGAGUCCAGAGCUUCAUACGUAGACCUGGUGAUUCCUCAGAUGACGCUGAAGAAUAUGAGACUUUUAUUCCUGAAGAUGAGGAAGAAGAGUUCAUAGACGAAGAAACUGCGGAGUUAGCAGAGGAGGUCAUGCUGUACACAAGCAUGGAAAGAGAGCUUCUCUGUGAGACUAUAUUGGGCUACUUAUGGUGGUCCCUUAUUUUUGCGUUACCUCCAAUGAUCUGGUUCUACCCUCUGAAUGAACUGGAAAUAUCUGGUUAUGAAGCAUUUGUCAUAACCAUCAUGACUCCAGUAUUUACUGGAAUUGGUGCUGUACUAGAUUUCUGCCGAAGCUUGCAUGGUCUUGCCAUCUUACGCACUCUGUCGCUUGUGGGAGUGGCUUCCUUCCAAGCCCCAACUACCCUCACGAGGCUGGUAUUGUUGGCAUUUGGAUGUGGUGCAGCAAUGCUGUGGUUUUGUGGAAUUGUGUGGAGCAAAAAACCUAGUGAAAGGUCCCUUUCCUUCUGGGGUUUGAUCCUAGGAUUUUUCUUGAUGCUUGCGGCCAGAGCUCUGUACAUCUCUGUCAACCCUGUUUGGUCGGACAACUCAUCCAACAAGCUUUGUCUUAUUCUUGGUAUUGUUGCCACACUAGACAGGGUUUAUACAGGGUAUGCAAAGGCUGCCACAACGGAAUCGACUCCGCCAUCAAGCAGCAAGGAUGCCAGGGUUUCAGGGUCUGGCUGGGUGCUCGUGUCUCUUGGCUUUGGAGCUCUGAUGUUUAUUUCCCACUCUGUGUUCAGUGAAGUAUCAAUUGUUAGUCGUUGGGGAGUAAGUGGUUACCCCAACGUUGGAGCAUCUCCCAAUCCUUGGGGAGCUGGCGUUCCUCUAGCUCUAGCCCUGGGUGUCACCCUAUCAACAUCUUCAUGGACGUCAUCCGGGGCAUGGUCAUUAGUGGGCGUCUCUGGAGCUGCAGCUCUCUACAAAGCGCCUGGGUUUGGUUCCUACGCUGGAGGCCUGGUGCUUGCUGUGUAUGUCAUGUCAAUCUGGCCGGCAAUGAUUGACAGGUUAUUUUAUCGACCAUCGGCACGCACGCUGGCUUUGGCUAACCUCACAUAUGUCAUCCUCACACUUGGCUCUGUGUGGGUAGUGGCUUAUAACUUUGUGCCUGGUGGAGAGUACACACGUGAGCGAACAGAUGUGUUGCUGGGUGUUGCCAUGGCAUUUGUCGGUCUUGCUAUGAUGACCAGGUGUAAACCAGAUGAAAAUGAGCUCUACAGCAAAUCCAAAAAGGAGGACUUGCCCUGCAAUGAAGAGAAACCGAGCUGCUCUGAAGUAUCCAAAGGAAGGAGAUUCAAUAAUGUUGCCUUCCCGAUAGUUAAGGCUAAUAAGUUUGCUUUCUAUAGCAGCCAUGUUAAGCCAGCAAUGUUCUUCCUAGUGCUAGUCACAGCAGGAAUAAUGGCUUUCAGGUAUCAAAACUUAAACAAGAAACCACCAGUUAAGGAGGACCCGAGAGUAUUUUCUGCCAUGAUCUGGACAGUGCACUUUGGUUAUGACAACAAGGGCUGGCCCAGCUUUGAACGUGCUGCUCAGAUGAUCAACGAUACAGGUGUAGAUGUCGUGGGCUUUCUUGAGAGUGACUGCUCGAAGUCUUACCUUGGAAGCCAUGAUCUUCCUGGUUGGUUUGAGGAAAGGCUUGGCAUGCACGCAGACUUUGGGCCUUCCACUAGGGACCAUACAUGGGGGGCUACCCUGUUAUCCAAGUAUCCCAUUGUGUCAUCACAACACCACUUGUUACCCUCCCCAGAAGGCGAGCUUGCACCUGCCGUAAGUGCUACUAUCAACAUCACCGGGUCAUUGGUGGACUUUGUCGUGGUUCAUAUGGGUAAUGAUCGGGAUGAUCUUGACAGACAGCUCCAGGCGCAAGAACUGGCGAGAAUCAUGGAUGAAAGUCCUAAUCCCGUCGUCUUCCUCGGUUACGUGACGUCAGCACCAGGAAGCCGAGACUAUAACGUACUGCUAAAGAAAGGGCGUGUCAAGGAUAUCGACUCCACAGACCGUCACCGCUGGUGUGAGUACAUCAUGUAUCGUGGACUCACAAGGCUUGGUUACGCGCGUAUCUCACAUGGUGGGCUGAGCGAUACAGAGGUGCAGAUGGCUCGCUUCCGUCUACCCGCGGACGGAGAGAGAUACAAAGAUAACGACAAAAUGACGACUUCACCGAGGGCAGUUCCCAGGAAUUUGCACUUUACCGAUAGGUUUGGUUCUUAUUAUGCUGGUCAUUACUAUGGCGAGCACCAUUAUCACAUGUCCACACCAAAGUACUUCCUGCCAGAGUGAGAUUCCUGGAUAUUCACUAAAUUUAACUUCCUGGCCAGUCGGUCCAGACUGAGUGCUUUACUGGAAGCCUUUUGGCAGAACCAGACAUUAUGCAAGAGAAGAUGAAGAAUAAGCUAUCUGUGCAUAUGUGAUACGCCAUGCCUUCCUUGGACAGCGCUUGGCAUGGUUUAUGAUGCCAUCAUACAAAAAAGACCAGAAACGGUUGUCGAUAUGUUAUGUGUGUUGGCCCCAUCUUCAACCAUCCGCAGAAACCAAGGGCGGAGAACAUGGGGAAGAGCGUCUAGGAAAUGAGUUAUAACUUAAUGUGCCCGAGUGCCUCAAUCACCUGAAAUAGCGUGCAGGGGAUCGGGUUGGUUUCCUCGUGAUUUGGGGUAAAACAUAUUUUUAUGUUGCCCCGAUUUAAUAUAUUGCAAGGAUUUUUCCAUAUGAAAUAUAAUGUCUCAUGCCAACGGAAAGAUAAAUCCCUUUGUUUAUUGUGAA
Messenger RNA from Nematostella vectensis (starlet sea anemone), 2877 nucleotides. RefSeq names its product PGAP2-interacting protein. The record is from RefSeq and is a predicted model, not a curated record. Gene Ontology annotation, molecular function: catalytic activity. Bases 28 to 2397 code for a protein of 789 amino acids. Gene Ontology annotation, biological process: GPI anchor biosynthetic process. Gene Ontology annotation, cellular component: endoplasmic reticulum. Lineage: Eukaryota; Metazoa; Cnidaria; Anthozoa; Actiniaria; Edwardsiidae. The transcript is spliced from 14 exons.